Amphibalanus amphitrite is the source of this 468-nucleotide messenger RNA. Its product is annotated as lectin BRA-3-like. The record is from RefSeq and is a predicted model, not a curated record. Bases 1 to 468 code for a protein of 155 amino acids. NCBI's taxonomy places the organism in Eukaryota, Metazoa, Arthropoda, Thecostraca, Balanomorpha, Balanidae. The transcript has a single exon.
AUGGGUACGACGCUCAUCAAGGAGGCCGUGCUUCUCGCAGUCGCCACCUCUCUCGCCGCCGCUGCCUGUCCCACCAGUGACUGGGCGCAGUACGGCAACUCGUGCUACUGGCUCUCCGACUUCCAACUCGAGUGGCGCUCUGUGAGCAGCGACUGCGGCCUGGUCCAGCCCGGCUCCAAGUCCGUCUCUGUGCACGACCUGCAGGCGCACGCCUUCCUGGCCGAUCUGACUGAGGGGAACGGCACAUGGCUGGGUCUGCACCGGGCCAGCACCACGGCCGGCUGGACGUGGAGCGACGGCUCGCCGUUCGACUGGGAGUUCUGGCGCAGCGACCAGCCGGCCGGCGAAGGCGAGCGCUGCGCCUUCAUGAACUGCGACUCGCACGGCGAGUGGUGUACGGCCGACUGCGCCGACGGCUUCUACUACUACUUCUACGGCUUGUACUUCCUGUGCCAGAUCGACGCGUGA